Molecule: messenger RNA, 777 nt
Organism: Mangifera indica (mango)
Lineage: Eukaryota; Viridiplantae; Streptophyta; Magnoliopsida; Sapindales; Anacardiaceae
Product: protein FLOURY 1-like
Exons: 1
Coding region: 1-777 (258 amino acids)
Source: RefSeq, a predicted model, not a curated record
AUGGAUUGUGUUUUAUUUCUCAAGUCCUUGACUCAAGGGACUGAUUUUGGACGUGGGUUUUUGGUGUUUGGGCGUUUGUCGCAAGUUUUUAACACUUUGUUGUUGGUUUUGAUGUUGUGUUUAGGGUUUAAGUUUCUGCAAUUUAGUCUGCAUGGAAAGGGAUUAGUUCAUUUUUUUGGUUAUAUUAGAGGGAAAUCGAGUGAGAGAAGAAAUGGGUUGUGUUCAUAUAUUGAAUUUGGUGAAGAAUUUGAUGCAAAUAUUUUGUCUGGCAAAUGUGUUCCACCAUUGAAGCUCUUGGCUGACUCAAACUCGAAGUCGACAAAUGAUGUUUCGGAAUCAGUAGAAUGUUGUGAAGAAGAUGAGUUAUCCGACGUAGAAUCACUAAGAAGAUUAGUCAAAAUGGAGAGGCAAAGGGCCAAUGUGGCUUGUAUGGAGCUCGAGAAGGAAAGAAUGGCAGCGGCAUCAGCGGCGGAAGAAGCCAUGGCCAUGAUUUUGAGGCUGCAAAGUGAGAAAAGUUCAGCAGAAAUUGAAGCCAAUCGAUUCCGGAGAAUGGCGGAGCAGAAACAGGAGCUUGAUGAAGAAGUGAUUCAGUCACUGCAAUGGAUUGUGAUGAGACAUGAGUCUAAGAAGAGUUUGUUGGAGGAGAAGUUGAAGAUUUAUAAAGAAAAAUUGAAGCAGUUUGUGAAAGAAGAUUUUGAAAUGGAUGAAUUUGAAGGAGUUGAUACUGAUGAAGGUGAUGAGAUGCUUGAAUCAUUUGGAAUCGGAAUGGAUUGUUGA